UUGAGUUGAAAGCAUCUCCAAGUUAUUGAACAUUUUUUGUAGUUUUUCGAAAACCGCUUUAGUAAAAUGUCAGACAAGGUAGAAUCCCCAGCUGUACCUGCAGUGGCAACUCCAAAGAAAGCUGCCAAGGCGCAGAAGCCCCGCGCCAAGGCCAGUCACCCGCCAGCGUCGGAGAUGGUGAACGCGGCCAUCGCCACUUUGAAGGAGAGAGGCGGCUCUUCGCUCCAAGCCAUCAAGAAGUACAUCGCCGCCACCUACAAAGUCGACGUCGAGAAGCAGGCUCCCUUCAUCAGAAAGUACCUGAAGUCUGCAGUCGCCAGCAAGGCUCUGAUCCAGACCAAGGGCAAGGGCGCUGCAGGGUCCUUCAAGUUGAACGUCGCCAAGGCCGAGGGCAAGGCCAAAGCCAAGCCCAAGACCAAGACUGCCGCCAAACCCAAAGCUGCUGCAGCACCAAAGGCCAAGAAAGCAGCUUCUCCGAAGAAGGCCGUGGCAGCCAAGACCAAGAAAGCCGUCGCCGAGAAGAAGAAGACCCCGAAGGUUGCGGCCAAGCCACCGAAGGCCAAGUCCACCACCGCCAAACCCAAGGUGACCAAGGCUGCUCCCAAGAAGGCGGCCAAAGCUUCGCCCAAGAAGGCGGCAGCGCCCAAUGCGAAGAAGCCCGCGGCAAAGAGGGUUGCCAAGAAGUAAAGUGAAAAGAAGUUGAUAGUGGAUGAUUGAGAAAACAAACGGCCCUUUUCAGGGCCACAACUUACUUUUUACGAAAGAAUUUUCUUUGUCUCAAACAUAAGUAUUUAGAAUAGUAGUCAACAAACUUCAAUUUAAUUCUUUUAUAUUUAUCAAAAUUUUAAAAGAGUACUACAAUGGUCAAUUCCACGUUACCUUUAAGUAUA
This is a messenger RNA of Leptopilina heterotoma, 890 nucleotides long. RefSeq names its product histone H1C-like. Gene Ontology annotation, biological process: negative regulation of DNA recombination; chromosome condensation; nucleosome assembly. Lineage: Eukaryota; Metazoa; Arthropoda; Insecta; Hymenoptera; Figitidae. The record is from RefSeq and is a predicted model, not a curated record. Bases 67 to 687 code for a protein of 206 amino acids. Gene Ontology annotation, molecular function: nucleosomal DNA binding; structural constituent of chromatin; double-stranded DNA binding. The transcript has a single exon. Gene Ontology annotation, cellular component: nucleus; nucleosome.